UUAUUGUAGUGGAAACUUUGAGAUGUUAUUUUUGUGGUUACUCAGCUUCCACAGUAUGUUUUAAUGUGUGGUUUUGUAUGAAAAAAUGCAGUUGUGCCUACAACGCUGGUUUUUACUUGGCUUUACUCUAAAUAGAUCAGAUUCUUGUAUUUGAUCGAUAGAUUUCACCUUCUUACUAAGACUAUUUUGUGUUCCACCAGAUUAGUUCCCAUAUUUGGAAAAUGGUACGCUCUUUACGGAAGUGUCUGAAUGACUACCUAGCAGAGCGCCGGAUUCGCCGAACCCGUCUGGUGACCAAAGAUGGCCACUGCAAUAUUGAAUAUGGAAACAUUAAAUAUCAAAACCAGUUUGCCUACAUUCUCGACUUCUGGACAACGCUUGUGGAGAUCCGUUGGCGUUUCGUUAUCUUCUUCUUUGUGGCCUCUUUCACAAUGAGCUGGUUCAUCUUUGGUCUGAUAUGGUACUGGAUUGCUCGAGACAAUGGAGAUUUGUCCUGGCAGAACCCACCAGAGAACCACACACCAUGUGUGGACAACGUCAAUGGUCUGACCACGGCCUUUCUCUACUCACUUGAGACCCAAACGACUAUAGGGUACGGAGGACGUGCCAUCACUCCACUGUGUGCAGGAGCAGUUGCCUUAAUCAUCAUUCAGUCCCUUAUAGGUGCUCUUAUCAACUGCUUCUGGUGUGGUGUUGUCAUGACUAAGAUCUCCCUUCCCAAGAAGAGGGCCAAAACUAUUAGCUUCAGUGAAGCAGCUGUCAUUUGUCCUAGGAAUGGUACACUAUGUCUUCAAUUCCGUGUGGCUAAUCUCAGGAAGACACUCAUGAUCGGAAGCCAGAUUUAUGGCAAGUUGCUGCGUACAACCAUAACGCCUGAAGGUGAAGCCAUUAUUAUGGACCAGGUCAACAUAGAUUUCUUGGUUGAGUCUGGAAAGGACAACCUGUUUUUUAUCUGUCCCCUGACUCUGUAUCAUGUCAUUGACAAGUCCAGCCCAUUCUUUGAGAUGGCAGUGGACACCCUGCAUCAGCAAGAGUUUGAGCUGGUCGUCUUCUUGGACGGAACAGCAGAGUCUACAAGCUCCUCUUGCCAGGUCAGGACUUCAUACAUCCCACAGGAGAUCAUGUGGGGCUACAAGUUCCAAUCCAUCAUCUCCCGUAGAAAGGAAGGGAAGUAUCGUGUGAACUUCUCCAACUUUUCCAAGGUGGUACCCGUGCCAACUGCUCACUGUGCUUACUGCUUUCACAAUGAGAAAGGCCAUCAUCACCAUGUGAUUAAUGGAACUGACAACCAGGGAUUUGAAGUCAUAGACAUCAAUGACCCAGCCAGUGCCACCAAAAUGUAGACUAUACUACUGUACCGAAAAACAUGGACCUUUUGCUGACUACAAUCUGCUGCAUGUUAUGGUUGGAUAAUAUCUCUAAUGCAGUUGCAUCAAACACUCCGAUUUUAUGGAUCUUCAUCGCCCCUAAUUUGCCAGGGAAUAC
Molecule: messenger RNA, 1485 nt
Organism: Clupea harengus (Atlantic herring)
Lineage: Eukaryota; Metazoa; Chordata; Actinopteri; Clupeiformes; Clupeidae
Product: ATP-sensitive inward rectifier potassium channel 1-like
Biological process (GO): potassium ion import across plasma membrane; regulation of monoatomic ion transmembrane transport
Cellular component (GO): plasma membrane
Molecular function (GO): ATP-activated inward rectifier potassium channel activity
Source: RefSeq, a predicted model, not a curated record